This is a messenger RNA of Engraulis encrasicolus (European anchovy), 9067 nucleotides long. RefSeq names its product chromodomain helicase DNA binding protein 8 (gene chd8). Lineage: Eukaryota; Metazoa; Chordata; Actinopteri; Clupeiformes; Engraulidae. The coding region runs from base 434 to 8347 and encodes 2637 amino acids. The transcript is spliced from 40 exons. Gene Ontology annotation, molecular function: ATP-dependent chromatin remodeler activity; protein binding; ATP binding. Gene Ontology annotation, biological process: chromatin remodeling. The record is from RefSeq and is a predicted model, not a curated record.
UCCUGCUCUACACACUCGCCGUUUCCUGUAAUCGUACAGUGUUGUGAGACGGAGAAAGCCAUGUGUGUCGAUCCAAAGGAAAACGGCAACAUUGGAUGUUGUCACUGACAGGCGCCUCUGUCGUGGCUCCACAGAGAAGCAAGUGGAUACUUCAAGUAAAUAAGUAAAAAGGGAGGGGAGGAAGAGGCGAAGGUCUAGCAGGGGGAGCUGGGCAGGUGAAACCCCUCUUCAUCCCAAACCUCACUCCCAACGUUUCCCAUGCUAAAGCCUCUUGAAAACGCCUUCCAAGAUUUUCUAUUGCUCACCUGUGAGAGAAAUAAGUGUUCUCCUUUCUACCUGACUGCUGUAUACUGAGUCACCUGCUGAUUGUUUCUGGAUUCCAACAGUAUACACGCGCACACACUUAAGUACUGUUGAUUUGUGGACCGGCAUCAUGGCCGACCCAAUCAUGGACCUCUUGGAUGACACGCCGCUGUUCAACCUGGACGCCCUUCCAGAGGACGCGUUUGGUCAAGGCUCCUCAGACCCAGUGGAGGAGGCUAUGAAGCUGGCUCUGGGCCAGGUGGACCCUCCCUUGGACCCUGGUGCUGCAGUGCUCGGCGACCCCCUGGCCCAGGUGAACACAGUCCCUGCGGUCAGUUCAGUCACAGUCCCCCAGGUGGCCCAGGCCGUGGCCCCUGCACAAGUAGCAGUAGCAGCAGCAUCUCCAGCUACAGUCCCCACAGUGCAAGUCCAGACCCAGCAGCCCAUACAAGUCUCCUUAGCGCAGGGCGUGCCGGUGUCCAUCCAGGCCCCCAUUUCCGUUCAGGCAAUGCCUCAGACGACGCUGUCGGUGGCCAGCAGCGGGGCCGCCACCAUGCUCAUGAGCUCGCCGCUGACCAUGUCGGGCGGGCAGACCACCACGCUGCAGCUGCAGCCCCACCAGUUGGCCAGCCUCACCCAGCAGGUGGGCGGGCAGGGCGCCCCCAAGAUCGUCAUCCUCAAGAGCCCCCAGGGCCAGGUGCUGCAGGGCUCCGCGCCGGGCAAGGUGACCAUCGCGCGGGUGCUGACCGGCACGCAGCUCCGGCCCGGCAUGUCCAUCGUGCCCGGCGGUGCCACCGUGCUGAACGCGGCCACCCCGGGCCAGGCCCAGGUGAAGCUGGGCACAGGUGUGCAGCGGCUCGUCCAGACGGCCAAUGGGCCGAUGAAACAGGUGCUGCUGACGUCCAUGCCGCAGUCACAGGUGCAGACGCAGCCGGUGCAGAUCCAGACGCAGGCCGGCGCCCUCGGGCAGACGCAGGUGCAGAAGGUGCAGCUCCAGACGGCCGGGCAGACCACCGCACAGGUGCAGCUGCAGGCGCCGGUGCAGACGACACAGGUGCAGAUACAGCCGCAGACGCAGCAGGUGACCCUGCAGGCGAUGCCAGGGCAGGCGCAGACGGUGGUGACGAGUGCCACGACGACAGGCGUCACGGCAACCGCAGUCCGACCCCAGGGGGUCACGCUUUCCACGGUGAACCAACAGGGCGAGCCGAAGAGGAUCACACUGGUGCUUCAACAGCCCUCCCAGGCAGGGGGCCAGGCCGGUACGGUGGCCGUGAGCGGAGCCGGAACUGGGGCAGCGGUGGCGACUGUGGCAACCACGGCAGCUGGCGCAGGGCAGGCGCAACAGCAGCCCAGGCUAGUGCUGGGGUCUCUGCCAGGGAAGCUGGUGCUGCAAGGGGGCCAGCUGGCUGCCCUCACCCAGGCCCGGGCCGGGCAGUCGGGGACACAGCCAAAGGUGCUCACCAUCCAGCUGCAGGUCCAGCAGCAGCCCAACCAGCAGGGUGGCCCCAAGUUCCAGCUGGUCUCCGGAGGUCCUGCUGGAGGCAGCCCCCAAGUGGUCCAGAUCUCCCAGGGCCAAGGCGGCCAGAGGCUGGCAGUGCCUCUCAAGCUGCUGCUGCAGCCACAGACUAGCGGCACCUCUACAGGACCCGGCACCGUUUCCGUGGUGAAGGUGAUCAACACGUCGGCGGCAGGCGCUUCAACCACCACGGCCACGGCUGCCACAUCCGGAGUGCGCCUGGUGAAGGCACAGGAGCCCGUGCGACGCGUGGACACCCUGUGCAAGCAGGAGAAGGCCAACCGCAUCGUCGCAGAGGCUAUCGCCCGCGCCAAGGCCCGCGGCGAGCGCAACAUCCCUCGCGUGCUCAACCAGGACGAGUUGCCAUCGGGGGCGACUGCCGUAGACGCAGAGGUAGUCGUAGGAACUCCUACACCCAAGAAGAAGGGCGGAGGUGGCGGGGGCGGGAGCAAGAAGAAGAGCCCGACAGCGGCGGUGGCUGGUGGGGCAAAGGGAGGUGCAGCGGGCGCCGGAGGAGACAAGAAAGGGAAGGCCAAAGCGGCAGGAGGAGCGGUGGCUGGCGUUGCCGGGGUAACGCCAAGCGGAAGCAAGAGCAAAGGCAAAUCGAAACCCAACACUAUUACGCCAGUGAGCGGGAAGAAGAGGAAAAGGAAUGGGUCUUCCGAUCACUCAGACGGGGAGGCCAGCCAACCCGCCUCACCACGGCAACUGGAGGAGGACAUGCUGCAGACGCGGCGCUCCAACCGGCAGAUCAAGAGGAAGAAGUACACGGAGGACCUGGACAUCAAGAUCACCGACGACGAGGACGAGGGAGAUGAGGACGUGGACGUCACCACGCCCGCCGCCGUUCCCCUGGCGAAGCCUAGCCAGCCAAUGAGUGAGCAGCUUCAGCAGGACAUGGCCGUGGAUGCCGAUGGGGUCAACAUGCAGUUCUUUGUGGAGAAUCCAAGUGAAGAAGACGCCGCCAUUGUGGACAAAGUUUUAUCAAUGAGGUUAACCAAGAAAGCACAACUCCCUACAGGCCAGCUGGUGGAUGUGGAAGAGUUCUUCGUCAAGUAUAAGAACUACUCGUACCUGCAUUGUGAGUGGGCCACCCUUGAACAGCUGGAGAGAGACAAGAGGAUCCAUCAGAAGCUGAAGAGGUUCAAGAUUAAACACGCCCAGAUGAGGAACCUGUUCCAGGAGGAGGAGGAGCCCUUUAACCCAGACUACGUGGAGGUGGACCGCAUCCUGGACGAGUCACACAGCGUUGACAAGGACAACGGAGAGCCGGUGGUGUAUUACCUGGUGAAAUGGUGCUCUCUGCCCUACGAGGACGCCACCUGGGAACUCAAGGAGGAUGUCGACGAGACAAAGGUCGAGGAGUUCAGAGUGAUCAUGUCCCGGGUGCCGUGCCUGAAGAGAACGCCCCGCCCCCCUGCAGCAUCCUGGAAGAAACUGGAAGAGACUCGCGAGUACCACAACGGCAACACCCUGAGGGAGUACCAGCUGGAGGGAGUCAACUGGCUGCUGUUCAACUGGUACAACAGGCAGAACUGUAUCCUGGCGGACGAGAUGGGCCUGGGCAAGACCAUCCAGUCCAUCGCCCUGCUGUCCGAGGUGUACAGCGCCGGCGUGCACGGGCCCUUCCUCAUCAUCGCGCCGCUCUCCACCAUCACCAACUGGGAGCGCGAGUUCAACACCUGGACGGACCUCAACGCCAUUAUUUACCACGGCAGCCUGGCCAGCCGGCAGAUGAUCCAGCAGUACGAGAUGUAUGUCAAGGACGACAAGGGCCACCUCAUCCCAGGGGCCUACAAGUUUGACGCCCUGAUCACCACAUUCGAGAUGAUUCUGUCGGACUGCCCGGAGCUGAGGGAGAUCGCCUGGCGCUGCGUCAUCAUCGACGAGGCCCACCGCCUCAAGAACAGGAACUGCAAGCUGCUCGACAGCCUCAAGAUGCUCGACCUGGAGCAUAAGGUCCUCUUAACGGGCACCCCGCUGCAGAACACAGUGGAGGAGCUCUUCAGCCUGCUGCACUUCCUGGAGCCGGCCCAGUUCCCCUCCGAGACCGAGUUCCUGCGCGAGUUUGGCGACCUCAAGACGGAAGAGCAGGUCCAGAAGCUGCAGGCCAUCUUGAAGCCCAUGAUGCUGAGGAGGCUGAAGGAGGACGUGGAGAAGAACCUGGCCCCCAAACAGGAGACCAUCAUCGAGGUGGAGCUGACGGAUGUGCAGAAGAAGUACUACCGCGCCAUCCUGGAGAGGAACUUCAGCUUCCUGAGCAUGGGCGCCUCCCACAACAGCAACGUGCCCAACCUGCUCAACACCAUGAUGGAGCUGCGCAAGUGCUGCAACCACCCGUACCUCAUCACAGGAGCGGAGGAGAAGAUCGUGGCGGAGCUGAGGGAGGUGUACGACCCGCUGGCGCCGGACUUCCACCUGCAGGCGCUGGUGCGGUCCGCAGGGAAGCUGGUGCUUCUGGACAAGCUGCUGCCGCGGCUGAAGGCCGGAGGACACAAGGUGCUCAUCUUCUCACAGAUGGUCCGCUGCCUCGACAUCCUGGAGGACUACCUCAUCAACAAGCGAUACCUGUACGAGCGCAUUGACGGGCGAGUGAGGGGCAACCUGCGCCAGGCAGCCAUCGACCGCUUCAGCAAGCCAGAGUCAGACCGCUUCGUGUUCCUGCUGUGUACGCGCGCCGGAGGCCUGGGCAUUAACCUGACUGCUGCCGACACCUGCGUCAUCUUUGACUCUGACUGGAACCCCCAGAAUGACUUGCAGGCCCAGGCUCGCUGCCACCGUAUUGGCCAGUCGAAGGCGGUGAAGGUGUACCGGCUGAUCACGCGUAACUCAUACGAGCGGGAGAUGCUGGACAAGGCCAGUCUGAAGCUGGGGCUGGACCGCGCCGUGCUGCAGACCAUGAGCGGGAACAAGGAGACCAACGUCAACGGACAGAUCCAGCAGUUCUCCAAGAAGGAGAUCGAGGACCUGUUGAGGAAGGGUGCCUACGCCGCCAUCAUGGACGAGAAUGACGAGGGCAGCCGGUUCUGCGAGGAGGACAUCGACCAGAUCCUCCAGCGGCGCGCCACCACAAUCACCAUCGAGAGCGAGGGCAAAGGUUCCACGUUCUCCAAGGCCAGUUUCGUGGCCUCCGAGAACCGCACGGACAUCGCCCUCGAUGACCCAGAGUUCUGGCAGAAGUGGGCCAAGAAGGCGGACAUUGACUAUGACUCCAUCAACAGAAAGAACACACUGGUGAUUGACACGCCGCGUGUGAGAAAGCAGACGCGACAGUUCUCCAGCCCGAAGGGCGAGAGUGGUGCCGACAUGUCGGACCUCGACAGCGACGAAGACUACACUCACAAUUCCCGGCAGGCGCGAUAUUCCCGACGCUCCGACCGCCACUCCGGAGGUGGCUACGGCCGAACGGACUGCUUCCGGGUGGAAAAGCACCUGCUGGUGUAUGGAUGGGGGCGCUGGCGAGACAUCCUGUCACACGCGCGUUGCAAGCGGCGCCUGGGUGAGCGCGACGUGGAGACCAUCUGCAGGGUCAUCCUGGUCUUCUGCCUGCUGCAUUACCGUGGCGACGAGAAUAUCAAGAGCUUCAUCUGGGAGCUGAUCACGCCACCUGAGAACGGCCGCGCACCCGACACCCUCCUCAACCACUCUGGCCUGUCUAUCCCUGUUCCUCGGGGGCGGAAGGGCAAGCGGGUGAAGGCCCAGAGCUCUUUCGAUGUGCAGAAGGUGGAGUGGAUCCGCAAGUACAACCCAGACACACUGCUGCUGGACGACAGCUACCGCAAACACCUCAAGCACCAGUGCAACAAGGUGUUGCUGCGGGUUCGUAUGCUGUACUACCUGAGGCAGGAGGUGAUUGGGGACAACGCUGACGCCGUGCUGAAGGGAGCUGAUGCCAGGGACAUUGACAUCUGGAUUCCAGAGAUGGAGCAGCAGGAGUACCCAUCUGGCUGGUGGGACGCCGAUGCCGACCGCGCUCUUCUGAUCGGCGUGUUUAAACACGGCUAUGAGAUGUACACGACAAUGCGUGCCGACUCCUGCCUGUGCUUCCUGGAGCGCUGUGGUCGCCCUGACGACCAGGAUAUCAAUGCAGAGCAGCACUCCGUCGACCCGGAGCUUGGCGAAGGAGGGGACUACGACAAAUACUCCGAAGACCCCGAGUUCAAACCCCAGGUCAGACACAACAAGGACCUCUAUGAUGAGGGUGAUUCUAUGAACCCUGACGAGAUCUGUGUGGAGGACCGGUCUGCCCCAGCUGUGUCCGAGGGGCCGUCCUCUGGCCAGACGGGCAACUGCUAUUGGCCAACCAGCUCGUCACUCACAGCCCGCCUCAGGCGCUUGAUCACAGCCUACCAGCGCAGCUACCGGCGGGAACAGCUGAAGAUGGAGGCGGCCGAGAAGGGAGACAGGAGGCGACGGCGGUGCGAACAGGCCUCCAAGCUCAAGGAGAUCGCCCGCCAGGAACGACAGCAGAGGUGGACCCGGCGAGAGGAGUGUGAUUUCUACCGGGUGGUGUCGACGUUCGGCGUGGAGCGCGUGAAGAAGGAGCCAGGCGCCCCCGAGGGGGAGGAGCCCGACAUGGACUGGAACCGAUUCCGCUCCUUCGCCCGCCUCGACAAGAAGACAGACGAGAGUCUGACGCGCUACUUCCGCUGCUUCGUGGCCAUGUGCCGUCGCGUCUGUCACCUCCGUCCCGCCCGAGGGGAAGACACGUCCGACCUGUCCCAGUCCCUGGCCCCCAUCACAGAAGAGCGCGCCUCCCGCACCCUGUACCGCAUCAGCCUGCUGCGCCGCCUGCGCGAGCGCGUGCUGACCCACCCCUCGCUCGAGGACCGUCUGCAGCUCGCCAUGCCAAGCUCCGAGCUGCCCGUGUGGUGGAGCUCGCCGCGGCACGACCGCGAGCUCAUGCUGGGUGCCGCCCGACAUGGCGUCAGCCGCACCGAGCAUUCCAUCUUCCUGGACCCAGAGUUCACCUUCCAGCAGUCCCGCACCGAGUACAUGGUCAACCAGCAGGCCGCCGCCGCCGCUGCCACAGCUUCAUCCACGCCAGGCAUGCCGGUUUCCAUGAAGGAGGAAGGAGGGGAGGAAGAGGAGUCGCGUCUGCUGGGGUCCGAGGCCCUGUGCCAGUCCGACUCGCUUGCCGCGCCUCUGGGGCACCCCGAAGGCAAAGGUCGCGGGCAGGCCGGCUGGGGCUGGAAGAAGAGCCGGGGCAGGGGGCCGCGACACAGCAAGGGCGGAGGCAAGAGCCGGGCGGGAGAGGGAGGAGGAGAAGGCGCGUCCGAUUCGGACUCGGAUACCGACUCGGACUCGUCGACUUCUUCCCGACGGUCAGGCAGCUCGGAGGACAGCGGUGACAGCGAUGCAGAGAGAGAGCGAGCCAUGAAGGUGUGCGAUGGCGAUGAGGAGAACAGCAUGCUAUCCCUCACUGCAUCACAAGAUGGCGCUCCUCCCGAGGCAGUCAAUGACCCUCUGAGGGUAGACUGGCCCAAGGACCGCGUGCUCAUCAACAGGCUGGACAGCUUGUGUUCGCUGGUGCUAUCGGGCGUGUGGCCGUCGGGCCGACGCUACGUCUCCGAGCCCCAGAUGAACCCAACAACAGACGAGGGCAGCGAGGAGCUGGGGUACCCCCGAGUGGCCCGCAGGGGCACCGCCACGCCCGGCGCAGAGGGCGACGAGUCCGAAUUCACCGUCAAGCUACUUAAGGAGGAAGGGUUGAAGUUGACCUUUUCAAAACAAGCCCUAAUUUCCAAUGGAGAAGGAAGUUACCGCAAAAAGCGAAAAGACCAUGAGCUACUAGAGACGGAAGGAGCGUCUGUGGAUGUGAUGAGCGCAGGAGAGAGGGCCCCACGCAGACGGGACCUGCCCAACUGGCUGAAGGAGAACCCAGACUACGAGGUGGAGGGAGACAUGCUGGAGUUGUUGGUGAACAGGACCAAACGAAAGCGGAGGAGGAGGAGGACUGAGAAAGCAGGCGAAUUCACUGGCAGUGAGCGGGUGAAAGUAAUUAACAUGAAGACAGGAAAGAAGUACACUGGCAUUUAUGGGCCAGCACUUCAACACCUGAGGGAGCAUCUGGAAGAGAACCCAGACCACGCUGUCGCUCCAGAAUGGUCUGAAGCCGUUCGCAGCUCUGGCUUCCUGCCGGAGAGCCUAUUCCACCGGCUGCUCUCGCAGCACUCUGUGAUCCCCAAGAAGGGGCAGGCCUACCUCGUGCCCACCCAGCCGGAAGACCCGCUUCUCGGGGAGGAGGACGACGACGGGGAGGAAGAGGAGGAGGAGGAGGAGACCCUGGUCUCGGACGGAGCCUACAUGAUGGAGGAGGAAGACCUGGAGGACGGGGGCGAGAUGACAUCCCAGCACUUCCUAUCGCAGUCCUUCGAUGUAAAGAUGGAGGCCGGCGGCCUGGAGAUGGACGGCGGCGACAGCAUGACGCAAGGCGAAUACGAGAGCUCUGACGGGGAAGCCAUUUUGGAUGACGUCAUCUUGGCCUCCAAACACUCAGACAGUUCCUCCGGCUCGGAGUAUUGAUGAUGAUGAUGAUGAUGAUGAUAAUGGUGAUGAUGAUGACCAAGCUUAUCUCGUUCAAAAGGGUCCCCUGCCUCCCCUUCCCCAUACCUGAUAUCAUGACAUUCUUUUCUUUACAUCAUAUUCCUUUGCCUUUAUGACUUUUAUUAUUAUUUUAGUAUUUUUAUUAUUAUUGUUAUUGUUACUUUAAACAUGCUGAACUGAAUUAUGAAUGAUUUUUCCCCCCCCUCGACUUUGUCUCUCCUCCCCCUUUUACUCCAUACUGUCUGGCAUUAUUCAUGUUCUCACUUUAUACACCUGUCCAAGCUCUUCUUGAAAACCGUAGUUAGUGUGAUAGCUCCCACAGUACUCGAGAGAGAGACACACACACACACUCACACCUCCUCACCCCUGUAGCCCACCACUUCAAACCCAUUCCCUGCCCUCUGUGGGGCUGUUGAGCCCUCAUGCUGCUUGGGAGCCCCAGCCAGUGCCACCCCGGUGUCUGGUGGACCCAGCCUAGAGGAGGGAGUUAAGUCAUUGGAUGUAUUAUAUUGGGAGGGGAGGGGGGAGCGGGUCUAGUUACUGAAGCAGAUGUUAGAAAGGCAAGUGUAUUUUACAGUGUAGAAUCGUGUGGUUGCCUGCAACAAUGCAGUUAUGAUGAUGACUUUAUUUCAUGAUUCAUGAACUGACUUCAGUUGUCUGUGAUAUCGAUAUGAAUUACAAGCUACAGUGGAAAACGUU